AUUUGCAGUAAUUGUGAGAUGGCGUCAUUCUCCACAGAAGAUGUAGCCAUGAUGGAUCCGGAAAAGGGAUGCGCAAUAUGCAGAGAAUUCGUAACAGCAACCAUUCUUCCACGUUUUCGUAGAGCUGUUGAUCAGAUGUUAUCACUUCCAAAUCAUUAUAUAAUAAGUGCAUUGCAUGAAACGGUGAUAUCUGUCGAAAAUGCUGUUAGUAAGAAAGUUCGAAAAAUUAUGGAUGGAAAUAAACAUAGUGCCGAAUAUCUUAGAACGAGAAUUUUACAUUUUGCUGGAAAUAUAUUAUUUAAAUCUGAUAUGGAGAAAAAAAUAAAAAUGUUAGUGAGCAAUGCAUUUAAAGUAAGCUUUCCUUUAUAUGAAGCAUUGCAAGCAAAGGAGAGCGAAGCGUCUGCUUGUUGUGAAGCUUUGGUGGUUAUGCUUCGAGAAACAGUAAUGCACUUAAUAGACUCGGAUAGUUUCGACGUUAUGUCAGUUGUAUCCCAAGCUCAUAAUCAAGCAGUCUGGCAUAUUAUUGCCGAUAUGGCAAGACGUAAAUGUAUAAUGCGAACAGAAAUGAUAUCACUUGCUGAUAACACAGGGCGAUAUAGAUGCAUCACGGAUUGGACUGUGAUGAUAGGCUUAUCACGAUUAAAGCCGACAAAAAAAACUCUUCAGCAAGCGAUGGAAAAAUGUUUUAUAACUAUGCUUGCUGAAAAGAUCUAUGAUCUUGUAAUAGUUGAAUAUCCGCAGUCAAGUGGAGUGAUCGAUAAUUUACGUUGCUGUAUGCAAAAUAAUGGUGGUUUUGGACGGAUGUUAUUGAUGGAUAUAUUAACAAGAGAUGUCGAGCAGAGGUUACUGCAAGUUGGCGUUGGAACAACGGAAAUUUUGGAGGGAUACGCGAAUGCGGUCGAAUGCUUACGACGUUUAGAUCCAACAUGUGUGAUUAUGCAACAGAUAUGCUCUAUAAUAAGACAGUAUAUUAAACAACGACCCGAUACGGUUCGGUGUAUAAUAACUUAUAUUACUGGUGAAAAACGGGAAGAACUUAGUGAGCAAUUGGCAAUGAGAAAAACAGCCUUUCUAGAUGAGGAAGAGUUGGUGGGAGUGAACGAUGAGCUUGUUCCGGGUUCAGAUGACACCGCUGAAUGUAGUUGGAUGGAUUGGCUGCCAGAUCCACCAGAUGCAAAUCCCUGUCAAAGCCGUCGAUAUCGACAGAACGCAGAUGUUUUUAACAUGCUGGUUUCCGUUUAUGGAAGUAAAGAAAUAUUUGUCAAGGAGUAUCGUGAACUGCUCGCUGAACGGCUCACGAAGUCCUGGAAUCGAGAUCCACAGUUUGAGCAGCGCUAUUUGGAAUUACUUAAACUUCGAUUUAGUGAAGGGGAAUUGCAACAGUGUGAAGUGAUGUUGAAGGAUAUGCGUGAUUCAGAGCAUAUUGAUCGCUUAGUGGAUAAUUUGCUGCCAUUCCCGAUCAAUGCACGAAUUAUAUCAUCAUUUUUCUGGCCAAAAAUUGAAAAUGAAGAGUUCGCGAUGCCACAAGCAUUGAUGACCGGCUUAGAUGAGUAUGCUCGUGGAUUCGAAACACAUAAGGGAUCUCGAAAGUUGGAAUGGAUGAGUGCUGUUGGCUCUAUCGAACUGGAAGUAGAACUGGAUAAUGUGAAGGCUGUAGUUGCUGUAUCACCAGCUCACGCAGCUGUUUUAUCACUGUUUACGAAGAAAGAAACUUGGACAGUUGAUGAAAUGGCAGCUGAACUAAAAAUGGACAAACGAAAUGUUAAAAAGAGGCUGGAAUGGUGGCAAAACAGUGGUGUUGUUUAUGCUUCUGCGGGCGAAAGUGAAGCGAAAACUUGGCAUCUUGCAAGUGGGACAUCGAAAAUGGAACGUUUGCAAGUUGAGCACGAUAUGGAGGAGGAUAUAUCAGAUGAUGACAAGAAUGAUGAUAUGGAAGCAGUUGAUACAUUGGAACAGUACUGGAUCUAUACGAAAAGUUUCAUCGCUAAUCAGGAACCUGUCAAAGCUGAACGGUUGCAUACCAUCUUCAGGAUGUUUGCAAGUCCAGGACAGCAUGGACCUACAUUGGAAGAUGUUGUUGCAUUUUUGCAACGAAAAGUGAAAAUGAAUUUGCUCUCUUGUGUAAAUGGGUUAUACAAAGUUGUAAAAGAUGCACCUGCUCAGUAAUAAAUAGAUAUUCGUAGAUAGUGGCAUUGUUACAUUGUCGUGAUACAUAUAGUCUUGCUGAAGGCUGGAAAGAUCCAUAUUAAAAGAUUUGUG
Messenger RNA from Loa loa (African eye worm), 2259 nucleotides. RefSeq lists its product as hypothetical. Gene Ontology annotation, cellular component: anaphase-promoting complex. The transcript is spliced from 16 exons. The coding region runs from base 19 to 2166 and encodes 715 amino acids. Lineage: Eukaryota; Metazoa; Nematoda; Chromadorea; Rhabditida; Onchocercidae. Gene Ontology annotation, molecular function: ubiquitin protein ligase binding. The record is from RefSeq and is a predicted model, not a curated record. Gene Ontology annotation, biological process: ubiquitin-dependent protein catabolic process.